Molecule: messenger RNA, 1885 nt
Organism: Aspergillus uvarum CBS 121591
Lineage: Eukaryota; Fungi; Ascomycota; Eurotiomycetes; Eurotiales; Aspergillaceae
Product: putative MFS monocarboxylate transporter
Exons: 1
Coding region: 291-1586 (431 amino acids)
Biological process (GO): transmembrane transport
Cellular component (GO): fungal-type vacuole membrane
Molecular function (GO): transmembrane transporter activity
Source: RefSeq, a predicted model, not a curated record
UUAUAUUCAUAUACGGUAUUCAUCGUACGAAUCCUAUUGCUUAGAGGCAGUGCAAUACAAGUUCUUUCCUCACGAGCCCUCAAAAUGCCUCCGCAACAUGCUUCCAGAGACGCUCUGGUGGAGCCAGACCACAUUGAGUUAUCCACCGUGUCUAGCGCGAGAAGCACUGGGAGACGGUCUGCGGGGUCGCCAACCCUGACUCCAAAUCCAACUACUCCUCAAACAUCCAAGAAGUAAGCUACAUUUGCUCUGCUCCGAAUAACCAAAGCUCACCAGCCAGACAAUUCAUCAUGAUCGUCCUCUCCUCCUUCACCAUCAUCUUCACCUGCUGCGGCCUCAAUUUCGCCUGGGGCGUCUACCAAGCCCUCUACGAGAACCUGUCCCAUCACCCCAACACCCCCUUCACAGGGGCCUCGCCGGCCGAAAUCGACCUGAUCGGGACCGUGUCAUGCUCGCUGAUGACCAUCGGGGCCCCAUUCAGCGUGGCGUGGGCCAAAGCCUUCCCACCGCGCGGGGUCGCCUUCGUGGGCGGGUUCGUGUUCGCUCUAUCCCUCGUGCUGGCAAGUUUCGGGCAGCGGCUGUGGCACUUCGAACUCGCGCAGGGAGUCCUCAACGGGAUUGGGACCUGUCUCUGCUACAUGGUGGCCGUGACGAUCGCUCCCGGCUGGUUCACGCAGCGUCGCGGACUGGCGAUGGGGAUCAUCCUGGCGGGCACCGGGGUGGGAGGGCUAGUGUGGGCGCCAGCCCUAACCGCCUGCGUCGAGCAUCUCGGCUUCCGCAACACCCUACGCCUGACGGGGGCUGUCUCCUUCACGCUUAUCUCGGCUAGUAGCAGCGCCAUGGCCUGGGAGCCCGGCACGCGCACGCAGAUCGAGAUCGAGAACUCCGCUCGGAGCAGCCGCAGCCGCGUCCAUGGCCUGCUGAAAGUGCCCCUCGUCGACUGGCGCGUGGCGCGCUCCCGUCGCUUCAUCGCCCAGGCCCUGGGCGCAGUGUUCCAGGCCGCCGCCUACUACACUCCUGUCUUUUUCUAUGCCUCGUAUGCCCAGACGCUGGGGUACAGCACCGCUGCCAGCGCCAACUUCAUCGCGCUGAGUAAUGCCUGCAACGCCGUCGGCAAGGUGGUCAUCGGGUAUUUGGCUGAUCGUGUGGGACGGCUGAAUGCCCUAUUGCUGACCACCCUGCUGAGCGCGAUUUCCACCGUCGCCUUCUGGCUCCCGUCCACGGUCGCGGGGGUGACCACCGAGUCGAAGGAUCUGUUCAUCACGUUCACCGUGCUGUAUGGCAUUUUUGCCAGUGCGUACGUCUCGCUAUUCCCGGCCAGUCUGGUCGAAUUGUUUGGGGCGCAGAACUUUGCGUCUGUCAAUGGGGUGCUGUAUAUGGUGCGGGGGAUGGCGACGAUGAUCGGGACGCCCGUGGGUGGGGUCUUGAUUCGGAGUGGGAGAAGUGAGACCCCCGGGGCGUUCCGGAAUAUGUCGGUGCUGGUGAGUGCGCUGUUGUUUGCUGCGACGAUGUCGGUGGUUUGGGUCAGGGUUGAGGCGUUCGUGGGGAUGAAUGGGGCGGGGGGUAGGAGUAAGUGGCAACGGUGAUGGCUUCAUUGCUGUUGAGGUGUUGCUGCAAGGCCAGUCUUCGUGCUGCUCGCUUCAAAUAAGGUUCUAACCUUCGAAAUCAAACCCCUAAGAAGAAGAAGGAGAAUGCCAGAAACAUGCGUAGAGUUAUCGAAAGAUAAUUAGCUUCGUGUUUACUAGACCCCGGAUAUCUCUUCUGCACUGUACCCUGGGAUGUGAACACGAACAAGUUGUGUUUGUGAGAAAUUUGUUUCUCCCAGAGAUCUUCAAUGACCAGAAUACUAAUUCGAAUAGAUGACUAUACUGCUACAUUAAUCCUG